This is a messenger RNA of Saccostrea echinata, 2280 nucleotides long. RefSeq lists its product as uncharacterized. Bases 138 to 1097 code for a protein of 319 amino acids. The record is from RefSeq and is a predicted model, not a curated record. NCBI's taxonomy places the organism in Eukaryota, Metazoa, Mollusca, Bivalvia, Ostreida, Ostreidae. The transcript is spliced from 3 exons.
CAACAUGGUGGUUAGGUUCAGAUGAUGAAAUAUUCGUCACUGCUGUUUUCUGGAUUUUUAAAUGGAUCAAACUCAUAUUAAUUAAGGAAUUGGAUCAAUUCUGUGAAGAAAACGAAACCACAUUAGAGUAUUUUGCAAUGCAGGACCCACAUUCUUUGGACUGUGAUGGCCACUUCCUGGAUUCAUCCAACUCCAGUUUUAUGACAUUUGAUGAAAAACUAACAUCCCAUUCCUCAACCAAUACAGCCACAUCUAUUGGACAGUCUACAGCAUCUCACUCCACAACUCAACUAGUAUCGUCCUCUGACCACCAAAACAGUGAGGGGUCAAAGAGAAAAAACAAGUACCAUUGGAACUAUUUCAACUUCUAUAAUUCACCCAUAAUUCCUGAAACAAACGAAGACGAGGAUUCUAAAGUCAGUAUAAAUGGUUCAACUGAACCAACAAUACCUGUAGCACCAGCUCCACCAUUAGUGAAUGAAGUCUCACCUGUGACACCCACAGUAGGCACCAAACAUAAAACUAAGCCCGGGAGUAGCCUCUCUGCUGAGGUUACAAGACAACAAUUAACUGGUGCCAAACUUUCUAACCUCACAGAUUUACUUAACUCCAGUGAGGUAAAUAGAUAUUUUGACUCAGGAAAAUUAGAAACCUCUCCCCUAAAGAAAUCAAAUUCACUAACAGAUAUACAGGGAUUGUACGAUACUUUCCGUGAAAGGACAGCCUCUACUUCAUCCUCGUCCGCAUCACUUCCUCCCACACCUCAUGGGUCUCCAAAACUACCAAGGCGAGCGGGCUCCCUACAACAGCUAGACAGUGUAUACAACAGCAAGAUGGAGGAUGAUGCAUUUCAUAGCUCUGACCUGAACUCACUAAUUGAGCGCGAUCUUCAUGAAGUGUCUACUGGAAGUCGGAAACAAACAGGUUUCAGUGAAAGAAAUAAAUUCAUGGAAUCCCAUUCUUUUGACCAUAAUGACAGUAAGAUUAACAGCAGAAAAGCAGAGUCUCUGUUUCAGAAAAUUCAGAAUUGGAGUACAACAUCACAAAUCAAAGUAGCAAACAAGGAUGUUAAUGCAUGGGCCCCAGGAGGGUUUUAAUAUGUGUGCCAUUAUUACAUUUUUCAGAGUGGAAAGGAUUUACUAUUUGGUGUAUUUUUGAAAUUUUUUUUACCAUUAUGUAAUGUUGUAUUUUUGAAAGUUUUGUCUUGAUCAUUGUUUGUUACUUAUAUAUUUUUUUUCAGGUAUUCUAAUUACCGGUAUACAGACAUAUGUACAUGGUCAUCUGGAAUUAUUUGUGCAUAUACUGUGAUAUAUAUAAAUCUUUGUCAGAAAUUUGUCUCGUUUGCUUCAUGUAACUUCUAUGAUUAUCACGAAUAUAUUUGAAUUGUUUUUGCUCAUAAUAGUUUAAUCACAUUUUUACUUUGUAUUAGAGUCCAAUUCAAAUACAUUUUUUGGGCCAGUUUGCUGAAUUGGUAAAUCUAAGCAAAGAGGGGAAAAAGUGCUGAUGAUUUCAAAUUUAUUUUUGGAGUUGCUUACAUACAAGGAUAUUUCCUUUCUUGUUACAAUUGCAUGAAUGUAUGUAAUGCUCUGUAGGGUACAGAAAGAGUUUGUAUAGAUGAUCCUAGUGAAUGAUUUUUUUUGGGGGGGGGGGUCAGAAUUUUGAAUCUCUCUUUUAUUACUUUGCAGAAAGACAACCAAAAGCACUGUUGAAAUGCCAUGAAAAAACCAUUGUGACUGAACUUUGUUCAUUUAAUUUAUGAAAUAUUUUCAUUUUAGAAAACUGCAGAAUCUUUUCUUCUUUUUUGUUUAAAGAAACGGAAGUUAUCUCCCUUUUAAUACUUUUGCUUGGGAAAGAUGUGGAAAUCAUUUUAUGGCUUUUGGGAAUCUUCUCUGUUGAUAUUUUGUUAACCAGACUUCAUGUCUUCUAGUGUUUAUAAGUUAUACCAGUAUAUUAAUUAUAUAUAUGUAUAUUAUAUAUAGCUUUGAUUUUGCAUACUUUUUAGGUACAAAAGAACAGUUCAGCAGUAUUUUAUUGUUAUUGAUUCACAAAAUUAGCCAUUCAUUGUUGAGUGAUGUUCUGGGUAGUUGUAUUUUCCAAUUGUAACAAGACCUAAUAUGAUAAAUACACAUGGAUUCCUACUAAGUAUGACUAUUAUUAGAAUCAUGCAAUUGCCAUAGAAAUUCAUUGAAGGUAAUGAAGUAGAUAUGAAUGAAGAGAUAAACUGUUGCUCUCAUUGAAAUGUGGAAUUUUAAAAUCAUUGUGAAUAAACAUAAAACUGUU